AUGGCGGUCGUCUUACACCAGCUGGAAGAUGAGGUGAAGUCUUACUUGAACCCGACCCGCAGAUUCCCCGUAGAGAACCAUCAAAAUUACUCUCUCACAAUCAAUGCGUGGUCCAACUUACUGCUGCUGUACAAGCUGAACACUCGUCUGUUUUUAAACCAGUACACCCUCCGGUCUCUGGCUUUGGAAACGCCACGUCGUUACGCUAAGCGCCGGUUGGUUGCUCAAGCUAUUGGCACCCCCACCACCACCGAUGUCUCUGACACUGAUGCCAGCGACACCGGCUCCGGUAUGCGUACCAGACGUGGGACGAAGCGGUCGGCAGCGGUGGCCAGCGCUACCCCGACUCCCGAUGAGCUCGAAAUGGUGACGCCGAGAAAAAAGAAAACGAAGCCAGCUCCUCUGUUGGCUUUGCAACAGCAAGCGUUGAUUGAUGAGUCCAUUCCUGACUACUCUCCUGAUGCGUUUGCGACGUUGCCCGCUAACAACACUAAGUGCCUUAAGAUCGAGUGGAAGGGGCAACCGAUGGACUUGUCCUUGGACGCGAACCUCAACAAGUUGCACCCCGCAGAGGCGGUUUUAGCGCUGAUCUUGCGGUUGCCUGUUUUUGUGUACUUGGAUUCAAAGCGCCGUAUGUUUUUCGAAAAGGUACAGCGGAUGAAGCAUGGCAAGCAAUUCCGUCGUACCGACGCGCAAAAGGCUUGCCGGAUCGACGUCAACAAAGCUCUGCGGUUGUUCGCCGCUUUUGAAAAGGUAGGAUGGCUCAAUGAUGAACUUUUCACCAAAUACUUGUGA
Diutina rugosa is the source of this 795-nucleotide messenger RNA. RefSeq lists its product as uncharacterized. NCBI's taxonomy places the organism in Eukaryota, Fungi, Ascomycota, Pichiomycetes, Serinales, Debaryomycetaceae. Gene Ontology annotation, biological process: chromatin remodeling; regulation of transcription by RNA polymerase II. The coding region runs from base 1 to 795 and encodes 264 amino acids. Gene Ontology annotation, molecular function: transcription coactivator activity; protein binding; chromatin binding. Gene Ontology annotation, cellular component: nucleus; SAGA-type complex. The transcript has a single exon. The record is from RefSeq and is a predicted model, not a curated record.